Molecule: messenger RNA, 1440 nt
Organism: Peronospora belbahrii
Lineage: Eukaryota; Oomycota; Peronosporomycetes; Peronosporales; Peronosporaceae
Source: the annotation of a GenBank genome assembly
AUGAUAACCAAGAAAGCCCAACUUACCGUUGUGGUACUGAUUCUCGCAAUCAUCGGCGUUAUUGUCGGUGUGAUGAUGACUCGACAGGCCAGCAGCUCAGCGAGUAAGUCGUCGAGUACUGCUGUUUUGGAUGCUACGAUCUCCGAUGGUAGUUCGUCCACGGCUAAUUUGUCCGGUACGAAUACGGUUUCAAAGACAAAGAAAAAAAACAAUAGCUCUAGCUCCGGCAGCAAUUCCAUCACUUCGGAUCCGUCCUCAGCCAAGUACACGCUCACGGCCUUUGCUAUCGGUGACUGGGGUACCACGGUAUCACAGGACUCGUGCUGCACCCGGUUUUCUACUUUCAAUGAUUACGAUGUGAAUGCCGAAGACAUUGUCGCCAAUAUCAUGGAUCAGCAAGCAACCGCUGCAUCGGCACCACCACAGUGUAUUGUCAGCCACGGUGACAACUUCUAUUGGACGGGCAUCAACAGUGAAGAGAGCCGUGAUUUACGUUUCACAACCACUUUUGAAAGCAAGUACGACGGACCAAACAUCAAGAGCGUGCCGUGGGUAAAUGUACUGGGUAACCACGACUACGGUGGUGCUAGCUACAUUUGCUCGGACGGCAAAGGCCUUACAAAGUGCUCUUCCGCCGAUGAAUUGGUAAAAGCGCUUUUAAACAAGUUUUCAUGGCAGGCAGACUACAUGAGCCCAAACGACAACCGCUGGGUCUUGAAGGCUCACUUUUACGUAUAUACAAUUAAAGACAGAACUUCGGGUGUCACUAUCGACAUUUUCAAUGUUAAUGCUGGCAAUGCCAGUACUCAUGGUGCUCAACAGACGUGCUGCCAAUGCUACGGCUACGGUAGCGACAAGAAAUGUAAGAACGUUGCCCGUGGUGACAAGCUAUGUGCGGGUGGUGAUACCGAAAUGUUUGACGCUUGUUUUGACAAAUUCACUGAGUCGAGUGACGACUCACGUAAACAACUUGCUAAGGAGGUAGCCGCGUCCACUGCAACGUGGAAAAUUGUCAAUAGCCACUACUCGCCCUACGCUCAUUACGAUGAGGUUGGCAUGAAGAAGUGGUUUGAGAUUCUUCAAGACUCCGGCGUCCAGCUCUGGAUGAACGGCCACACACACGGUGAAAACCACGACUACUCUUCAUCUCUCAAAGUUCACUUUGUGAACAAUGGUGCAGGUGGUGGAAUCCAAAAGGAGUCUGCUAGUGGUAUCCCGGAAUUUGCUACGGAUUCUGUCAAGGCCUUAUGGGCUUAUGGUGGCCAGGAGUAUGGGUUUAUGUCUGUAGAGGCUUCGGACGAGUGGUUGAAGCUACAAUAUCACACGACUGAUGAUACAUGGGUUUUUGCGGAGAACUUUAAGUCAACCACCAUUGGUGGUGUGGCUACAAAGCACUGCUGGUAUAUACCACUUGACGGUAGCAAUGGCAAAGAGUGCUAA